AUGGCCCCGCCUGAUUCUGUCCUCUCCUCCCAUCAGUUCACUUUUGCUCAUCUUCUCAUGCUGCCUCAUGCCGUUCACUGUAUCCCCUCGCCUCACCCCCUGCCUCUGUACUUUCCCCCCCCUGCCUCUGUACUUCCCACCCUGCCUCCCCCACUCCCCACCUUCGGCUCCCCCCCCCCACAGCUACCGCAUGCUCGGACCCCACAGGGCGGCGCACAGCAGCAGAAGCACUGCGAGAUGGACUCUGAGUCAACUCAAGAGUCACCUCUCCCCUCCCUCUCUCCCCUACUCCUCCCCUCCGCCCCCACCCUGCCCCCACACAGCUACCGCAUGCUGUCUCUGGCAGACCCCACGGGGCGGCGCACAGCGGCAGCAGCGCUGCGCAACUGCUGCUACAUGCUGCCACUGGGACUCGCUGCCGUCUCCCGUGCGCCCUCCCCGCCCUCCCCGCCCUCCCCACCGUCCCUACCCCUCCACCCAUUCAUGCCCAUUCGUGUCUCUGCCCAUGCCAUCUCGCUCCUUGCACUCCCCACUCCCCCCAUCUGCAUGCACACUCCUUCUCUCACCUCCUUUCCCCAGCCAUGCUCUCAAUACCUCAGAUGCUUAUCUCUCACCCAUCUCAUCCCUCACCCAUCUCAUCCCUCACCCAUCUCAUCCCUCACCCAUCUCAUCCCUCACCCAUCUCAUCCCUCACCCAUCUCAUCCCUCACCCAUCUCAUCCCUCACCCAUCUCAUCCCUCACCCAUCUCAUCCCUCACCCAUCUCAUCCCUCACCCAUCUCAUCCCUCACCCAUCUCAUCCCUCACCCAUCUCAUCCCUCACCCAUCUCAUCCCUCACCCAUCUCAUCCCUCACCCAUCUCAUCCCUCACCCAUCUCAUCCCUCACCCAUCUCAUCCCUCACCCAUCUCAUCCCUCACCCAUCUCAUCUCUCACCCAUCUCAUCCCUCACCCAUCUCAUCCCUCACCCAUCUCAUCCCUCGACCUUCUCACUCCAUACCUCCUUCCCUCCGCUCACCCCCACCUCGUUCCCCCCUUCCCUCACAGUGGGGUGCACGACAGCGCCGUUCCUAUGGGAGAACGUGCUGCUAACGGGGGCGUUCACAGCAGCGGCAGUGCCCUUCUAUCGCAGCCCCUCGUCAGCGUCAGCCAGGCAGCUGUUCCGCGCCAGCCUGCUCUUCCUGCCCGCCCUCAUGGCCGCCAUGCUGCUGCACCGCCUCCCCCACCACCCCCUCCCCGCCCAUGCUCUCUCCCCCGCCCCCGCGCCCGCACUCACUCAUGCGCCGCUUCCCUCCCACGCUCCUGCAGUGAUGGCAGGUGCAGGCGAGAGUGGGGUAGGGGGAGCAACAGCGGGAGAGCAGGGGGCGAGGGAGGAGGUGGGGCAGAAGGCAUGGGGGGAGGCCGGGGCGAGGAGGGCAUGGGAGGCAGCAGGGAGUGGCGAGAGGGGUGAGAGCAGGAGGAGGGCGAGUCUCCCCCCGGUGGCGUAUUACUCGGCUGCUCCCUUUCCCUUCCUCCCCGUGCCCCACUACGCAUGA
Closterium sp. Naga37s-1 is the source of this 1533-nucleotide messenger RNA. NCBI's taxonomy places the organism in Eukaryota, Viridiplantae, Streptophyta, Zygnematophyceae, Desmidiales, Closteriaceae. The record is from the annotation of a GenBank genome assembly.